CCAGCUGCGCUUGCGAUGUGGAGAGGGCCGUGCAUUCGCGCGAGCGUGGGUGCGAGCAUGCUGGCAUCGACCAACAAGUGAUGCGCUGUAUCGAGUUCGCCGUCCAUCGCAGGCUGAGAUUGAGCUUUUGUGGUGGCGACUCGGUUGGCUCUUCUUCGCAGGCGCCCCGGUUGGCUCUUCUUCGCACGCGCCCUCCCUCUCGCCCCCUCAUCUUUGCCACCAGCGUGCGUCUCUGCGUUGGUGUCUGCGCUGUGAGAGCCAGCCAACACGCCAAGCGACUAAAAUUUGGACUCCCUCUGCCCUUUGACUGUUCGUGGGGCGCGACGGCGUUCGCAGGCGUCCUCCUCCGCGGGGACACACGGACGCCGACGUGGAUGGGCACUGAGGCAGAGCGAGCCUUGGUGCGUGGCCUGUGGCCUGGCCUGGACUCACUCGGCGCCUUGACGGACUUGGCCCACGCUCUCUUUUGAAAGCAGCGCAAGAACAAGAUCAACGACCUUGAAAAGCCAAAACGGGCGCAUCAAUCCUUCUUACCUACCUCCCCACUACCAUUCACCCAGGCACC
Messenger RNA from Jaminaea rosea, 565 nucleotides. RefSeq lists its product as hypothetical. The transcript has a single exon. The record is from RefSeq and is a predicted model, not a curated record. Bases 81 to 470 code for a protein of 129 amino acids. Lineage: Eukaryota; Fungi; Basidiomycota; Exobasidiomycetes; Microstromatales.